CGGUUGCGUUCUCCAAGAACGGGAGGGAGGGAAAGCGCAGAGGAAAGUAAUGGCCACGCCACUAUGGCGCGUAGUGCUAGCUCGAGCUCCAGCUGUGAAGUGAGAAAUGUGUGUCGUCGAGGUGUUUCGGUAGCAGAUCUGCGCUGCGAGUGAAUCAUGACUGCCAGCAGCAUGCAACUGAACCGGGAGACGCUGCCUCUCGAAGAGGACGAACUGGCAAGGCUGUCCCGGAAGACUCCGACGGAGAUCAUCCACAGUGGACACUUUAUGGUAUCCGACAUCGACGAUGCAGACAACACGGACGAAGUGGCCCGCGCCAGCGAGUCGGACUGUGCGACCGAAGUGCCCAGCUCACUGGCCACCCCUCUGGAUGAAGCCGUUGAAGAGAUUACUUUUGACACAGACGAGGGAAUGGAAGUGGACAAACAUUUCAAGCCCCCGUGCCAUAUAGCCAUCGACGGUUCGCUGACCAAGCUCUUCGAGUGCAUGACUCUGGCAUACAGUGGCAAGCUGACAUCGCCUAAGUGGAAAACCUUCAAAGGACUGAAGUUGCGCCUGAAGGACAAGAUUCGUCUGAACAACAUCAUCUGGCGAGCUUGGCACAUGCAGUUUGUCGCUAGAAGGAGUCCCUAUGUGUGCCAGUUUGCAUCGCCACUUGAAGGAGACACUCACAACAAACCUGAGGCCAUUGUCAUGGAGGGCAAGUACUGGAAGCGCAACUUCGACAACAUCACCGCCGAGUACAAGAAGUGGAGAAUGUUCUUCUGCAAAAAGAACUCGCGGUUUAGGACUGGGGAUGACUCCAGCACUAAUCCUGUAGACUUGGACCUCCGCUGGCUCUCUCAUGGAGGUUCAAUGGACGAAGACUUCUUUAUGGACCUCUCAGAGAGCCUCUUCAGCAGCUUGAAUCAACCCUUUGACUUCCCAAACCCUAGGGAGAUCGCUACGAGGGCUGGCAUAGCCGAUUUCAUUCAGCCAGGCCUUAUUCAGCUGCAGCCAGCAUUUGAGGACUUCAUGGACACACUGGAACCUCUUUCAGAUUACUUCAACUCAAAGCUUCCAACAUUGCCGGAAGAAAGCUCACUCAGCACUGAAGCUACUGCUGUUCAGCCAUUUGGAAUGCAGCAGCAGCGGCCUUCCUCUGUGUACGGAGCUACGUCCCGACAGCAGCCUGUUGUAGCCAAUCGUCAGCUGCAGCAGCCACCUCCACCUCCAGGUGUACAGCCACAGGCAGCACAGCAGUCACCGCAGAUGCAGCAGUUGCAGGGCCAGGCUGCUCCCUUUGCUCCUGCACUGUCACCUCAGCAGUCAGCAACAGCAGUGGGCAGCAUCGAAGGACUCCUAGCAUCGGCCGCACAGCAGCAGCAACAGCAGCAGCAGCCUUCGCCACCAGCCGCCGCGUUGGGUGAAUACGAAUUCCUGAGGCAAGCACCGGCAGCCCCUAUGAUUCUAACUGUGGAACAGGCAGCUGCUGCAGCACCGCCACCACCACAGCAGUCACAAGUAGUCCCCCCAGGAUUCACAGCCCAACAGACGGCACAGCUUCCCCUGGCAAUUGCUCCCAGGCCACCAUUAGCAACCUUACCUUUUGGAGCCGAAGUACCACAGUACGUGCCCAAACAGUCGGUGCGACCUCCACCGAAGCUUAUGCCACGCCCUCCCAUCAGUACAUUUCAGCCAACUCCAACAGAUCUGCAAGCAUUCCCUCGACUGCCGGCAUCUGUUGUGCCGCAUGCUAGCAUGAAUGGCCUGCGGCAAGGUGCCAGGCUGGUCGCUGAGCACCACGCAGGUGACAAGGUUGUGCAUGGGGGUGCCACAGCCAAGCGGCCAUUGUAUCCUGCAUCGCAAGAAACAAUGGAGACCGUUGAAGGCCAGUACAGCAGCAGCAGCAACCUCGUGCGUCCGAUGGCAAGUGGUUUCAUGCCAGCUGAUAAUACAGUCCCUGCUGCGGGCAAGAACAUCAACUUCGCCAUGCCAAAGGUUGCUACGCAGCCAAAGAGCCGGACCAGGUCUCGCAGCAUGUCUACACCGCAGAGCAACUCCAAAAUGUCCACUGCGUCGGCUGCUGCCCCGGUUGCAAAGCAGGCUUUGUCUCUAAAUCAGCUACCCCAAGUCAACUCACCACCACAGAUCUUGACACCCAACCUCUCGGUGUCCUCAUUGCCAGGAUCCAUGCCAUCCAACUCAAUAUCUCCACCCUUGCAGCAAAGUGCUGUUCUCACUCAGCUGUUAACAUCAGGCAAUGGCUUUUCGUGGGAAGCUCAGGCGGCGGGUGGGAGCCCCACAGCAAACAGCACUGGGGGAGCCCCCAGUCCUCCCACAGUCACCAUCAUCAACUCUGUGGCACCAUCACUACCCGCAACAGUUGCACAGCCACAGACGUUUGUCAUCUCUCCAGUCACACUCUCUCAGAUCUCAAGUACAAACAACUUGCAGCGUAACCUUAUUGUUGGCUCAGCAUCCAUCAUGUCAUCAUCCAUGCCCAUAAUUCCUUCAAAACAGCUCAAUCCAACUGUUCCAGCAGUUGGGCCGCAAGCCAAGACUGCAGAUGUCCCUGCAGGCUCAGUUUCAUCAAGCCCAGCAAAGCCAUUUAGGCCCAAGUCAGAUGAGGAGCGCUUUCAGUACAAGGAGCACCGAAGGGUGUGCCACAUCAAUGCGGAGCAGAAGCGACGCUUCAAUAUCAAAAAUGGCUUUGAAUCCUUGCGGCAUCUGCUGCCAUCUCUGAGCCAGAACCCAGACUCAAAGGUCAGCAAAGCACAGAUGCUGCAACAAGCUGGGGAGUACAUCCGAACGUUAAAAAAUGAGCGUCAGCAGCAGCAGGAAGAAGCAGACAGGUUGAAGAAGCAGAUAGAGUCCUUCAACCAGGAAAUCAGCUUGUACCAGAACCAGCUCCCCGCAACAGGUGUUCCAUUGCCGUGCCAACGAACGAAUCAUCUAAAAGAAAGCUUCGAAGAAUAUGUGCGGACCAGGACACUUCAGAAUUGGAAGUUUUGGAUUUUCAGCCUUCUUUUGGAGCCCCUGUUGGAGUCGUACAACCAGACUGUCUCAAAGGCCGGGUUUGAUGAAAUGUGCAAAACAGUGCUCGUUUGGGUGGAACAAUACUGUUCACUCAGGGCUCUAAGGCCAGGUGUCCUGGAUUCAUUGAAGCAUCUUAGCAAAUCUACAAAUAUCCUUUCUGACCCAAGUCGGCUACCGGAGGAAGCCACACAGGCAGUUACCAAGAAGGAGUCAGUGCCACAGUUCAAGUUCUCAACUCAGCGUCAGAAAGAAAGGUAACAGUUCCUGUGAACCCACCGACUAGCAAUGCAAGUAGUGGUCCACAGAGAAGUCAGCCCCCCAAGGCUACAAUUGGAGUCAUUGCAGCGAAGCCAUGGCUUCCCUUUUCGGCUGGGAUAUGCUACCCCGUCUGCAGUGGCACAGAUAAGUCACUUCAGCUACCUUCAGCCACUGGGGCCACCAUGUGGCCACAUUGUAUUGUGUAAAUGCCGACAGUGCCCAUUCUUUUUGGAGGCAGCUUGCAGUGUAAGAUUAUGUGAUUGUGAGAGAGAUUCUCUCUCUUCAUUCGUGCCUUUUUGUCGAUUGCUUGCUCUUGCUUCUGCUUUGCUGAAUUACCUCCUCCUCUCUGUUUAGCCACAUGUGACCUUUUUGUACACACUGUCAUCAUUAUCACUUGAAUAUGUGGUCUCCUUAUGGAAUUGCAUGAGUAACAUGCCUUGCUCUCUCUUUACCUUAUCUCUCAUCUUUGCAGUCAACAAGACUUCUGAAUUAUUUUUUCUAUUUACUUCACAUCUUUCACACAUCUAAUGUGUCCCACCUAUCAAUGCCACUGCCCACUUCAGAGUUCUUUAAUCAUACUAGUUUGUGAAACUCCAUUCCAAAGUUUGGACAUGCCUAUAGACGAAUUUACAGAGGUUAGCAAAAUCGUGUGCCACCUGCGUGCAGCUACAGAUAAGGCACCAUCGUUGCAGUCUUCACUUUCGUUGCAUGAGUUACCGUGGCGAGAUCAGGCAAACACUAGAAAGCUCGAAGAGUUCUGUGGCCACACUACCAUGUGUAAAAUGUAAGCCGCAAACGUUAACCCACUGCUCGCUUUAUCAAGCAUGCAGUCUUCGGCAAUGCAAAAUACAAGAGAAUACGACUUAUUAGUUUGUACCUUUGCCAGCAGGUGUCAUGAAAAUCGGCAGACCUCUGUGAUUCUGACAAAAUGCCGUGUUUGGAUUCCGAUACGUGGAGCCUGGGGAGUUUUACAGUCGUAUGGUUAAAGAACUCUGGCCGAUCUUCUGUAAUUUGAGCGAGGGAAAUAUUGGAACCUGGCAUCAUUUUGCUGUGGCUUGCAAAAUUUGCCCUCUUGCCUAUCUGUGAGCUAGAAAGUUUAGUUUUGCAAGUGCAGUCCAGUGUGUGCCAUCAGGCACUUGUCGGGACUGCAGGAGUGCAUUAUGUACUUGGUUUGCGACAUCACAAACUGUGUUAGUGCAAAGAUGCUGGACAGGCAUUAUUUUAAUUUAAAAAGGUUUAUUCCUUUACUGAUCGUGUUUUGCUAGCAAGGGCUUCUUAUACAGCUUGAAAAACUAUUUUUGUACUGUGCUGGCACCAGUUGCAGGAGUGCUAAUUAAUUUAUCGCCUUUAUUUAGAAGAUCUUAUAGAACUGGGUGGUGCGUGAAUCAUGAAAUUUCGUUGAUUUGCCCUCAGCAUGGCUGAAAAAUUGGAAAACAUGGGAUGUUAACCCAGCUUGUAUACUUGCGAGGUGAUUUGUAUAUAUACCUUUACGCAUGCCUACGAAUAUACUGUGUGUGUCAUUUCCCGAAGCUUUGUACAGUGUUUACCCUUUUUAAUUGAACGUAGAGCUGCAAGUGCUGCUGUAGAUAAUCCACUGGCACAGUAACGUUAAGAAGUAGUUACCCUAUGCUUCUGUGCACAUUAAACUUCCAUUAAUUUGGCCGCUGUGACACCUCAUUAGAAUGAGCCUCAUUAAUGCAUUUUUCAGACUGAUAAACAUCGGAGAAACUUUGAUCUAUAAGCCUGUCAUUCAAUUAAAAAUAUUUCAGUACUACGUAUUUCAAAGCACCAAUUAUUUUAAAAUACUGGCCAAAAUUUGAUGCUUUCUUAGUAUAAACAGCACCUAAAAUUAAUUCUUUUUUAAUCAGAAAUUUUGCACAUAUUUGCAAGCAACUCAGCUAUAAAAAAACUACCAGAUGGACUCAUGCCAGUGUCACAUCCCAAGCUUGGAAGCCCGAAAUUGGGGAAAAAGAAUUAAACUGAGAACAAAGAUCGAAUAACAGAAAUUCCCAUCAAUGUAUUCUAAGUAAUAAAGCAUAUUUCAACUGACAAAUUCGAAGUAAUUAUUAACAGCUUUGAAGUAAUGGGGAUCUCCAAUGACGUGGGUGGCAUAGAAGAUUACUUAGUUGACGAAUGUUCUUCGCUGCUGUAAUCCAACGUUGCUCAAGUUACUGCAUUUCAAUCCAAUCCACUCAAGCAGCUUGCCGUACUUGGGGCUAACCUGUUAAUACCAUCUAUUGGCUUUUCCUUUGUAUAUUCCUCCUGACAUAUUAUCUGACUAGAAAAAGUACAACUGGCAUUCCAUCUUAACACCGAUAGCACACAAAAGGAACAACACACAGAGCUACGAUGCGGGCACAGUGCUACCUCUGUGUGUUGUUCCUUUUGUGCGCUAUAGGUGUUAGAAUGGAAUACCACAUACCCAAGCUCAUGUUCUUUCAAGUUACAAUGGGUAGUUAACCUGCUUAUCUUAGUGCAGUCUUUAUCUCAAAAAAAUAAUAAAAGACUGACUUUCCUUUUAGCUUGCUUUCUGUUUGGCAUUUACAUAGCAGUGAAACACCUGUGAAAAGCACCUUUUGAAUAUUCCCUUAAUAAUCAUGUUGGUUGUGUCAGUCUCAUUACUGCUUAGCCUAUCUUUUGUAAAAAAUUUUUCCAGUCUCAUCAGUCUAGCCAGAGGUACAAUUCCUGGCCACAUUUUUAAUGAAAUUUGUUUCACUCUCUUGCAAACAGCAGUGAAAGCUGCGCAGUUGCCUUAGUGUGUACAUUCCUUCGUCCUUAAGGGGAGAUGCUACUCGAAGACACUUUUUCUUUAAUAUUCAUCCUAGAGCAAUGAAACUUGAGUUGAUUAUAGAACUUUUUAUGCUGAUUUCAAAUAUAUAAUUAGUUUUCUUGCAAGUUGCAUACUUUUAGUUCUGCAACAUGACAAAGUGAAAAACU
Molecule: messenger RNA, 6213 nt
Organism: Rhipicephalus sanguineus (brown dog tick)
Lineage: Eukaryota; Metazoa; Arthropoda; Arachnida; Ixodida; Ixodidae
Gene: Mondo
Product: MLX-interacting protein
Exons: 20
Coding region: 157-3276 (1039 amino acids)
Biological process (GO): regulation of transcription by RNA polymerase II
Cellular component (GO): nucleus
Molecular function (GO): DNA-binding transcription factor activity, RNA polymerase II-specific; RNA polymerase II cis-regulatory region sequence-specific DNA binding; protein dimerization activity
Source: RefSeq, a predicted model, not a curated record